Fusarium falciforme is the source of this 1602-nucleotide messenger RNA. RefSeq names its product Zn(2)-C6 fungal-type domain-containing protein. Gene Ontology annotation, molecular function: DNA-binding transcription factor activity, RNA polymerase II-specific; zinc ion binding. The record is from RefSeq and is a predicted model, not a curated record. The coding region runs from base 1 to 1602 and encodes 533 amino acids. Lineage: Eukaryota; Fungi; Ascomycota; Sordariomycetes; Hypocreales; Nectriaceae. Gene Ontology annotation, biological process: regulation of DNA-templated transcription. The transcript is spliced from 2 exons.
AUGGAUGUUGACGUACUAAGCCCGAGAAGGCGGCAAAAGGUCAAGACUGGCUGCAAAACAUGCAAACUUCGCCGUAUCAAGUGCGAUGAAGGGAAACCAUCAUGUAACAAGUGUCUAUCAUCUGGUCGUCUCUGCGCUGGCUACGGGAUAUGGGAUGAAGGACGGGCAUCUCCCAUCCAAUGCACCUCACUAUCAAAGCUAAACACCCCUAUCCCGCCGAUGGCAUCUCAAGAGGAAAUGGGGCACUUUGACUUCUUUCGUGUCAUCGCCGCCUCCAAGCUGGCAGGUGCCUUUCCCUCUUCCUUUUGGGAAUCCUUGGUCUUUCAGGCAAGCUCUUCAGAACUUGUUGUUCUUCACGGAGCAUCCGCUUUGGGCGCUGCAUACAAGAGCAGGGCUCAGACUAUCUGCGACGGGAUGCUGCAGAACCACGCCAGUGCCGAUGUGGCAAACAGACAAGACCAGGGCUUUGCUGUCAAGCAGCAUGCCAAAGUGCUGGAUAUGCUGCAAAUGCAGCUGCCCAGGACCGAAAAGCGGCUGCUUCGGAGCGGGCUCAUUGUUUGUGUCCUUGCGACGGCGUUUGAACUUGUUCAGGGGAAUCACAAAGCGGCGGCGACCCACCUCAGGAAUGGGUUUGUUCUUGUCCGUCGGGCGCAGAACUGCGGGUAUGAAGUUGAGCCUGAUUUGGCUGAGCCGCUUACUCGAGCUUACAUGCGGUCGAUGCUCAUAGAGGGAUCAAGAAGCUUGUCGGACCUGACAAAGGAGGCCUGGAUAUCAACUGAGAUGCCAAAGACCUUUGGGUCCUUUCGCGAAGCCAGGCGUCACCUCGACAUGUUACUCAUUGGCGCUGUACGACUCUCGGAGGACUCUGAAUCGGACAAUUACAGAUGUCCAGGCGAUAUCCAUCAGCUUGCCACUCUAGAGCGAGCUUCAUCGGCUUGGAUACGUGCAUACGAAGCAAGUCUCCAAGACCUGCUAUCCCAACCCAACCAUCGCACCAUCUACGGCGUCUUUAUGCUUCGCAUGUUCCACACCAUGGCAUCCAUCAUGAUUUCUACAACCCAGGCCCCUCACGAAUGUGCCUUUGACAAACACAUUGAACAAUUUGCAUCCAUCAUCGACCAAACGUUGAAAAUGUGGAACAUGAACGGAUUCGCUGUGGGUGGCCCCUUCGAGGGUCACCGUAGCGUCACCGGACCUAGGGUGACUUUCGACCUCGGCAUCAUAUCUCCAUUGUAUUACACGGCUGUAAAGUGCCGCAACCCGAGGCUCAGACGACAAGCUAUUGGUUUGCUCACAGUGGCUCCAUACAGAGAAGGCAUCUGGAGUAGUGUUGUGGUCGCCAAGAUUGCACGUGUGGUGGUCGACAUGGAAGAAAACGGCUUCUAUGCAGGUGUCCAGUUUGAAGAGGAUUCACUGGCUCCAACUGAUCCAGAGAGAUACGGCAGCUUGCCUAUACUUCCAGAAGCAAAUAAGUUCUGCACGGUACGGGUGUCCCGCGGGGAGGAGGCGGGAGGACGGGGGAUACUCAGCUGCAAGAAGGCGUCCAGAGCUGGGCUUUGGGUUGAAGGAAGAGUGGAAUUUGACUUUGCAGAUGAACUUUGA